AUGGAUAUUUGUACCUUAUGUUUGUUUGCUUGCUUUAUUCUGUGGAAUAAUUGUGUCGGUGUUAAUGCCGUAGGAACCCCCAAGUGUGCUUCCAUUACAAAGACUGUAGCAACAUGCUCUCAUCUGAACCUCACCUCUGUACCUCGGUCCCUACCAAACACCUUAGAAGUACUGGACCUGUCAUAUAACAACCUAACAAUUCUUCACAAUGAGUCCUUGGAAGGGUACAUCCUCCUUCGGAUUCUGAAUAUCUCUCACAAUUUCAUCCAUGUCGUCGACAGCGGCACUUUUACAAAACUCAGCAGACUUGAGAAGAUCAUUUUGAACAACAAUGCUUUAAGAAAUGUCUCUGAAAAUCUGUUUGUGAACAGUCCAGGCAUUUUAACUUUGAUUCUUUCUCACAACAAUUUCUGGAAAAUUCCACAUCUGAACGGUCUUUGUGAUGAUACAUCUUGGACAGGGAGGACAGGAUUGUCCAAGUUGAGAAAUAUAACCUUGAUUGACUUCUCACACAACGGAUUGACAUCAAUAGAAGAAACAAACUUCGAAUCUUUCAGUAACUGCUCCAUUUAUCAAUUCAACUUGGGGGACAACGAGUUGACGCAUUUCCCAAAGAGAGUGUUUUCACGGUUCUCUUGGAUCGAAAAACUUGACGCGAGUCAUAUAAACCUUGGAAAAUUUCAGGUUUCUUCCUUCUUAGGAAUCAAGAAUACAAGAUUAUCAGUCCAAAGAUCACAGAUUGUUUCCAUCAUUCCUUUGAAUGAUUCUACUAAUGUUUCAAGUGAACAGUUUCCCAAAACUAAAAUAUUAAAUUUGAGAUAUAACAACAUUGAAAAGAUCCCUGAUUUUGCCUUCUUGGGAUUCAAGUACCUGGAGUUCCUUGCUCUUAGUACAAACAGAAUAUAUGAUAUGUCAAACAAAUCUUUCUGUGGAAUGAGAAUGCUGGAAGUAUUGCAUUUGACUCAAAACAAGAUCAAAGGUCUUCUGCAUGGGGCUUUCACUUGUCUUGGAAAUUUGAAAUAUAUCGGCUUGGCAAGAAAUAGCUUGUACACCCUAGAUCCUGCAUGGUUUGCAGGUUGCACAUCACUCAGAAAAGUGGAUCUAUUCAGAAGCAACAUUAAUGAAAUAGAACAUAGUUCCUGGAACACCACACAUUUGCAGAUACUUAACUUGUCAUUUAAUAAUCUAUAUUCUAUUGUGAGACUCAUGUUUACGGGCCUGUCUCGCUUGAAGAUUUUGAGACUGGAAGGGAAUAGCCAACUGAACAACAUUGCCAAUGACACUUUUAGAGAGAUGACAGCUCUCACUACUCUUACAAUGGAGGAUAUUGGCGGGUUUUUUCUGGAUGAAACUCUUGCAGAGAUGAGGAAUCUUGUCUUCUUGGACUGUUCUUACAUUUCUUAUGGGGUAAAGUUUGCUUCCAUGCAUCAGUUUACACACACACCUGCAUUGAAAAUUUUAAAUGUGUCUCACUCAAAUAUUGAAUAUCAUGAUUUGGUGAACAAGGAAACGAAAGAAUCGUUAUUCGAUGGGUUGAUAUCACUCCACACUCUCAGAUUGAGCGGGAAUAACCUCUUGGUGACUUUGCCCAACGUGUCCUGGAUGUUUUCUCCUCUACAGCAGAUGAAGUUACUUGACCUAACUUUUUGUUCAUUGGCUACAAUCACAUCACUGGUUCUCAAGAAUUUGACUGGACUGGAAGAGCUCAGGCUAAAUUCCAAUAAAAUUGUGAAUAUUUCUAAACAUGCAUUCCAGAAUUUGCACCAUCUGCAUGAUCUGCUUCUCCAAUACAACAGGAUAAGAUCAAUAGAUAAGGACUUGUUCAAAGGCACAAGAAAUCUAAAACGACUCUACCUACAUAACAAUCAGAUAUUUACAAUCACAGCCGAUAUGACUAUGCCGCCCUCUUUGAUCAGUCUAGUAAUUUCAGGAAAUCCAUUCACCUGUAACUGUCAGCUGUCUUGGUUUAUGAAUUGGCUUCGUACCACCAAUGUGUCUUUGGAACAUGAGGAAGAAAUUCUCUGUUCUAGUAAUUCAUUCAGUGGGCUUCAUAACAAGCCAGUUUGGUCAUUUCAUCCAGAAGAAUACUGCGACAUCAACACCAUCCUAGUUUCUGGCGUCAGUAUUGUCCUUGUAGUAGUCGCCUUUCUUUGUCUCGUGGUGUAUUACAAGCGCUGGUGGUUCAACCACAAGAUGUUUCUUCUAAAACUAGCCGUCAUUGGCUAUGAUGAAAUCACAGACGAUGCUGAUCCAGAUGACUAUGAAUUGCAGCUUAACAUCAUGUUCCAUGAUAAUCAUACCCAGUGGGUUAAUGAAAUCUUGAGACCUGCACUUGAAGAAAGGAUGCCUCAUCUGCAGAAAGUAGCCUUUGGAGAUGAAGCCCUUCAUCCAGGGAUGUACUAUCUCAACGCCUUAUAUCAUAAUCUUGAUAACAGCUUCAAGACAGCAUUGUUGAUAAGUAACGAGUCAGUGGAUGAUGCUUGGUUCAUGACCAAGCUACGGAUGGCCGUUGAGCAUGUGAACGACACCAAGUUAGACAAGAUCAUCUUGAUAUUCAUGGAAGACAUCCAGGAAGCAAGUUUACCAUAUCUUGUAAGACUCUUGCUAAGUAGGAACAAACCUUAUUUGUUAGUCACAGAAGAUGAAGAUGGUCAAGAGUUGUUUUGGGCUCAGUUUAAAAAAGAAAUGAGGGCAAACAAGGUUAUCAACAGUGUUAUUCCAAUAUAAACAUUCAAGAUUUCAAUGAGUUGCUGUAGAUAUUGGGUUCCUGAAGGGCUUGUGCUUGGUUCCAAUUUGUUUUAUGUUUAUUCAGCAUUUAGAAUUGAAUUGAAUUUAUUUCAUUUCAUUUCAUAUCUUUACUUUUUUAUACGCCCGUCCUAGACGGGACGUAUUAUGGUAUCACGCUCGGUGUCCGUCCGUCCGCUAACUUUUCCUUGUAAACGCAAUAACUUCAGUUUAACUUAAGCUAGGCUCAAAUAAUUUGAUGUUUGAUACUAGCAUGGAUCCCAGGAAGCCUACUGAUUUUUA
Lytechinus pictus (painted urchin) is the source of this 3027-nucleotide messenger RNA. RefSeq names its product toll-like receptor 3. The transcript has a single exon. Gene Ontology annotation, molecular function: protein binding. Gene Ontology annotation, biological process: signal transduction. Lineage: Eukaryota; Metazoa; Echinodermata; Echinoidea; Temnopleuroida; Toxopneustidae. Bases 1 to 2727 code for a protein of 908 amino acids. The record is from RefSeq and is a predicted model, not a curated record.